AUGAACAGUGCAACAUCAAUAUUGACGUCCCACUGUUCACCCGCAACCAAACAGAAAAAUAUCAAAGAUCUCUAUCAGACUGCGACUAGGUCGUCACCUGCAGAACUCGGCGUCCGCCCCUUUCCUCCAAGCGAAAGAACCAAGCCUUGCCUCCAAGGCAUUCCUUCACUCGCCGAUCUGUCUUCCAAUCCCGCACAAAGAGAAGCCAAUCUGCCUCCCAACCUACAGCCACCGCUCACCCACAGUAGUACAGGCUGCGAGCGUCUCCUUCACAUGAAUGGAACCUUAGCUCGAGCCCUCCACGCAUUUCCUGCCCGAUUUUGCCUAAGGCUUCCGUUCGUCUGGCCUAAGGUUUUCGGGAGCUGUGAAGGAGAUGGUGGGACGUUAGGAGCUGUGAAGGAGCUUGAUUUCUUGUGAGAUUUCAGGGAGCUGAGAAGGAGCUGAUUGGACUUUAGGAGCUGUGAAGGAGCUGGUGGAAAAUUGAGGAUCUGGUUGCUGAAGGGUGGCUUGGGACUGGUUGCUGGAGUAUGUUGUCUGGCUCUUUGGAGUUUUUUUCAGAGGAUACUGUUAUUGGCUGUUGUUUUUAAGUCUUUUUUUGUAUUUGGUGACUGAUUCUAAGUCAUUGAUUCUUAUUGUAUUUCUAGUCCUUUGGAUUAGUUUUGUCUUUUCUUUUCACUCUUUG
Molecule: messenger RNA, 682 nt
Organism: Dendrobium catenatum
Lineage: Eukaryota; Viridiplantae; Streptophyta; Magnoliopsida; Asparagales; Orchidaceae
Exons: 2
Coding region: 1-417 (138 amino acids)
Source: RefSeq, a predicted model, not a curated record